This is a messenger RNA of Solanum verrucosum, 699 nucleotides long. RefSeq lists its product as uncharacterized. Lineage: Eukaryota; Viridiplantae; Streptophyta; Magnoliopsida; Solanales; Solanaceae. The coding region runs from base 1 to 699 and encodes 232 amino acids. The transcript is spliced from 2 exons. The record is from RefSeq and is a predicted model, not a curated record.
AUGCCUGGGUAUGCAAAAUUCAUGAAGGACUUGGUGACCAAAAAGAGGGAUGUUAGUUUUGAGAAUGAUGAGAGGUUGCAGCAUUGUAGUGCCAUUUCAACGAGGUCACUGGUACAACACAAAGAGGAUCCCAGAGAUUUAACUAUUCCUUGCACCAUCGGUAAGAUGAUUUUUGCAAAGGCCUUGUGUAAUUUAGGGGCAAGAAUUAAUUUGAUGCCAUUGUCAAUUUAUAAGAAGUUGGGUUUAGGAGUUCCAAAACCAACUGCGAUGCGUUUACUUAUGGCUAAUAGAACUGUGAAGAAGCCCAUUGGAGUGCUUCAGGAUAUCCUUGUGAAAGUGGGGCCAUUUAUUUUUCCGGUGGACUUUGUGAUACUUGAUUGCGAAGUUGACUUUGAGGUUCCCAUCAUCUUAGGGAGACCAUUCCUCGCCACUGGGUGCGCCUUAGUCGAAAUGGAGAAAGGACAGAUGAAGUUUCGACUGAAUAAGAAGGAGGUGACAUUUAAUUUUGAGGAGAGGGCCACACCUAUCAGAUCACCGGCUGGCUCAGAGUCGCAGUCCGGCUCUAGUUCUACCGGCAGUACUGCCUCUUCAGCAGACUCAGACAGCUAUAGCGAUAGCCCGAUACCUACUAGCAUUGAGCCUGCUUCCAAGGCUUAUGAGCCUAAAAUAUGGUGUGUCUCGGGCCAGUAUCAGCUUUAG